UCUGUCCCCGGUCCGGCGACGAGGCGCUGCCGACUCGCCCCCCGGACUCGGCCCCAUGGAGACGCCGCCGCUCGCGCUCGUGGCCGGCGCGCUGAGGGGAACUGUGGAAGGCGCCUUCCGGGAGCCUGAGAUAUGAGCAACCCUUGUGGAGAGAGGCCCAUUCGGGAAACCAGUCCAGCCAUGAGUCUGUGGGGUCUUGAGGACAGCCGCAGCUGCCAGGGUACCUCCCAACUGGCCUCAGAGCUGGCUGCUGAGAAUGGCUCAGCUUCUUCAGAGCUGCAGAUGAAAGUGGACUUCUUCCGGAAGCUAGGCUACUCGGCCUCUGAGAUAAACAGCGUCCUGCAGAAGCUGGGUGUCCAGGCAGACACCAACACGGUGCUGGGGGAGCUGGUGAAGCAUGGUUCAGCCUCCGAGCGUGAGCGCCAGUGCUCACCAGAGCCCAGCCCACAGCCUCCUCUGGUGCCCCGCGGCGGGGGCAACCCCAAGGCUCCCACCAUUGAGCCCUCACUCCCAGAGGAGGACAAAGAGGGCAGUGACCUGAGACCAGUGGUCAUAGAUGGAAGCAAUGUGGCCAUGAGCCACGGGAACAAGGAGGUCUUCUCCUGCCGAGGCAUCCUGCUGGCUGUGAACUGGUUCCUCGAGCGAGGUCACACAGACAUCACAGUUUUCGUACCAUCCUGGAGGAAAGAACAGCCUCGGCCCGACGUGCCCAUCACUGACCAGAACAUCCUCCGGGAAUUGGAAAAGAAGAAGAUUCUGGUGUUCACUCCAUCACGGCGUGUGGGGGGCAAGCGGGUUGUGUGCUAUGAUGAUCGCUUCAUUGUGAAGCUGGCCUAUGAUUCUGAUGGGAUUGUGGUCUCCAACGACACAUACCGGGACCUCCAGGGCGAGCGGCAGGAGUGGAAGCGCUUCAUCGAGGAGCGGCUGCUCAUGUACUCCUUUGUCAAUGACAAGUUCAUGCCCCCCGACGAUCCCUUAGGCCGGCAUGGUCCCAGCUUGGACAACUUUCUGCGUAAGAAGCCACUCCCUUCCGAGCACCGGAAGCAGCCAUGUCCCUAUGGAAAGAAAUGCACCUAUGGGAUCAAAUGCCGAUUCUUGCACCCUGAGCGGCCAAGCCGCCCCCAGCGCUCUGUGGCUGAUGAGCUCCGUGCCAACGCACUCCUCUCACCCCCCAGGGCCCCAGCCAAGGACAGAAGCAGCCAGCGGCCUUCAUCUUCUCAGUCUGGCUCUCUGCCCACAGAGGGUGACCAGAGCAGCCUAGAUGAGAAGAAACUGAGGGCCCAGGCAGCCCCGGGGCCCCACCAAGAGGGGCAGACACAGAACUUUGCCCCAGCCAGGAGGAACCUCCCACAUAGCGUGGGCAGUGGUGGCAGCUUUGGGCCCACAGACUGGCUCGCACCAACCCUGGACUCCCUCCCUUACACCUCCCAGGAUUGCCUGGAUUCCGGCAUCGGCUCCCUAGAAAGCCAGAUGUCAGAACUCUGGGGCGUGCGAGGGGGAGCCCCCAGUGAGCCCAGUCUAUCUCGGGUCCCCUAUACUGGCUACCGUGCCUUUGGCUCAGAGCUCCCAGCUGUUCCUACCUUCCCUGCCUUUGGACAUGCUAUAGGUGCUGGCCACUUUAGUGUCCCUGCUGACUACAGUCCUGUGCCACCUGCCUUUCCUCCUCGAGAGUACUGGUCUGAGCCGUACCAGCUGCCCCCAGUCCUUCAGGAGCCCCAGGUCCCAGGCUCUGGGACUACCAGGGGCCCCUGGGACAGGGCAGGCAGUCUGGCCAAAGAGCGGGCCAGUGUGUACACCAAGCUGUGUGGUGUCUUUCCCCCACAUCUGGUGGAGGCUGUGAUGGGGCGCUUCCCGCAGCUCCUGGAUCCCCAACAGCUGGCUGCCGAAAUCCUCUCCUACAAGUCCCAGCAGCUCCAUGAGUAGGUCCGCUGUGUGGUCCACAGGGGCACCAGGCGGCUGCAGUCCAGAGGUCCGUUCCAGCCCCAAGGCCCUCUCUGCAGGCUGGACAGAGGGAGAACUAAGUAGGGACGGGAACCCCCAAACCAAAGAUACUGUAGGAUUGGUUCUGGCCCACCCAGCACCUCUGGCCAUCGCCUGAGUGGGUCAGAAGCGAUCACCCUGUUGAUACACAUUGUAUCUCUUGUCAUUUAAGGAGACGCUGCCUGUAAGGCUGUCGGUCUGUGGCUGAGGCCCAAACCCUAUUUUCUCUCAGGGCGGGGAAGGAGGCCUGGGGAAGCAGAGGCCCAGGCGGGGGCCCUGUGCACCGCCCCCACCUCCGCCCCAUCCCUGGGACGCCAGCUGUACUGGCUAGUUGGGCACCAUGUGCCUGUCCUCUGAGGCCCUCUUCUAAGCCAAUGAGGCCUCAUUGUGCUCUCAGGGCACGAGGCUUCAUGUCAGUAAGCAAGAUGCUUCUUAAUAACUCACCUCUGUCCACCUGUCCCUUCACCCCUGCUGGGGGUCCUGGGCCCUCUGUUUCUACCCUUGCCUUCCCCAGAAGUGUGAGGAUGUAUGUAUGCUAUGUACAGGUAUAAAUUUUGAAGUAUUCCAAGUGGGAAGUCCUCCCAUAAGACACCAAUAAAGAACCAUACGAGCCUUUUAGAGGUGGUCAUCUUUGUAUGUUUGGGGGUUCCAGGUGUUGCACUUGGGUGAUGGGCACUCACAGGCCAGCUGGCUGACCUACCUGUACCCAGGACACCAUGCCACAGUUUUUCCUUUAGAAGGAAGCUUCCCUAAAGCGUUUAGUCCCCUGAGGCUAGAGCACGUUUUUGAGGUCUUGGAUUGGGCCUUGAUAGAUGUGGGCCCACAGGCAGGGCUGAGGGCAGUGUGGGCAAGGCUCAGGCUGCUUCCCUCAGUCCUGGCUGAGUGGGGCUGGGGUGAGGAGCCUGGGGAGCUCGGCUCAGGCCCCUUCCUCCCAGAUGUUUGGAGCAGGGAGGGGAGCAUGGGCACAAAUGGCUUGGCCAGGUAAUGCCAGGGUGGCCCCUAGGAGAUGAGGGACCCUGGUCUGGCUCUGCUACUGUGUCACCUGGGCAAGUGACUGUCCCUCACUGGGCCUCUGUCUUAUCUAUGAAAGGGCACCUAGCUUUUGCAGGGUGGCCAUAAGGCUUACAUGAGCUCACGCAAGCCAAUGCCUGGCACUCAGCAGCUCCUCACUAAGAGGCCUCUAGUGUGACUGCCUGGGCGCCAAGUUCACAGGGCUUGUCCCUCUGUGCGCCACCCCGGACUUCUCAUCUAGACCCAAAGCAAAGAGGCCACACAGUGUUAUUCCCACCCAUUCUCCCCCUGAAACGGGCAUACAUGUUAAAAAUUUAAGUGAAAAUGAGGACUAUCAUAUGAUCCCCCAAAAAAUUAUCAGCUGGGUUAAAGUUUUUAAUUGUUAGAUCUUUGAACAUCUCACCUGAUUUGUGAAGCUUUCAUUGCACCUGUAUUUUCUUUUUUAAAACCUUUUGUGUAGCCUGUGGGAAACCAAGCCACACUGGCAAUCCCGCCUCCUCCUCUACCCUGAACACACUGGAGAAGCCUGUGCCCAGGGCAGGGAGCUGUGCAUGGAGGAAAGGGCUUUGACAAGCAUUAAGUUGAAACCUCCCACACCACUCUUCAAGGUGCCACUGUGCCUGCUGGUCCCAGCCUCCUCACAAAGUUUUCUGCACAAAGAAGUAUCUAUUUUG
Molecule: messenger RNA, 3665 nt
Organism: Octodon degus (degu)
Lineage: Eukaryota; Metazoa; Chordata; Mammalia; Rodentia; Octodontidae
Gene: Zc3h12a
Product: zinc finger CCCH-type containing 12A
Exons: 6
Coding region: 133-1923 (596 amino acids)
Biological process (GO): nuclear-transcribed mRNA catabolic process, RNase MRP-dependent; 3'-UTR-mediated mRNA destabilization
Cellular component (GO): cytoplasmic ribonucleoprotein granule; nucleus
Molecular function (GO): metal ion binding; mRNA binding; RNA endonuclease activity
Source: RefSeq, a predicted model, not a curated record